GCUGCUGAGCGAGAGAAAUGUGAGCCGGCUGCACCACUGCAGCGGCACUGCGGGCGCCGGGAGCGCGCAGGGAGCGCGGCCGCGCCGCCGGCAGCGCUGAGCCCCGCGGGACGGCGGGGAGGGAACCGGCACCGCGCGGAGCCGCCUUCCUGCACCUGCCGAACGCAGCCGAGCCCCCCCCUCAGCCCGGCGGCCGCUUGCAUCAGCCCUCGGCGGGGGGCACGGCGCGGCGGCCGGGGGGGCGGCGGGGCCGAGGACGGGGGCUGCCCGGCUGCGGGGCUCUGCGGUGCCCCCCGGGCCUUUGUCCGAAGGAUCGCCUCCCUCACCAACCCCGGGAGCGGGGAAGCGGCCGGAGACUGCGGCGGGGCCGUGGGAAGCGGGGGGAGGCUGCGCGGAGCCGGCAGCAUCCCCGCGGAGCCGGAGCCGGAGCCGCAUCCCCGCGCCUUUCAGAUAACCUUUAGCCGCACCGAGCGGGGCCGGAACGCGUCGCAUGGCCGCACCGGGACCCCGCGUCCGGAGCACCGUCCGCAGAGCCGCAGCCCCGCAGUGAGCGCAGAGCCGAGCUGGAAACAGAGGCACCGACUGCAGCGAGAAGGCGCUUGGCAGCCCCGGCCCCGGGCAGGAUGAGCCCCACACCUCGUGGGAGCCCACGGUGACAGCGAGUGGGAGAGCCGGGAAGUCAGCGCCGAGGAAUCUGCACCAACGCCACGAGGAUCCCUACGGCGAGCACAGGAAUCGAGGCCGAGAGGGGGCGGGCGCUCCCCCCGCGGCACUGCCCACGCUGCAGCCGUGCCCCCCUGCCCUGCGUCGUCCCGCAUUGCCCGCGCCGUGGGCAUCCGCUCACCCUCCCGGUGCGGGGCUGCCACCGAGGCAGAGGCAAGGGGGGGCUGCCGGUGACACCGCCGCUGACAGCGAUGUCGCGCUGACAUCCCGCGGGGAGCAGAUGCUUUGAUCGCCUGCCCGAGCGCGUCCUCAAAGGCAGUGUAGGCAGGAUGCGGCCGUGAGCAGCGCCUUCCCGCCUGCACCCCGGGGCGGUCGGAGCAGGGGCGCAGCACCCUCACGUCCCCCCCGUCCCCAAGAUGCGCUCCCACGCUGCCGGCUGCCCACCGUGCUCCUGCUCCAGAACAAGACUGAAAGCGCUGCAUGCUGCCGGCAUGUUGUAGCCUCAUGCAGGCGUCCUUCGGAGACCCCAGAGCGGUGGACAGUAAUGUGAAAACGAUCCUCAUGUCGUGUCUGAAAGGGCAACAGGUCAUCAUUAAAAUGGAGGCGAUGAAGAUCAUCCACCCGGAAAAGUUCUCGGAGCUGCAGGCAGCACCUCCACGCUACGCGCCCGCGCCGCGCCGGGAGCCGCCCCUGGUGGCCAAGAGAGCGUGGCCCUCCGAGUCCGAGAUCAUCGUCAACCAGGCGUGCGGGGACAUCCCGGCGUUGGAUGCCACCCCCGCGCCGCUGCCGCUGCCCCGGACUCCCCCUCUGCCGCGGCGCGAGCGCGGGUACCAGGGCCAGCGGAAGGGCAGCUCGGAGGUGUGCUUCCACCGGCAGCCACCGUCGGACGAGGUGAUCGUCAACCAGUACGUGCUGCACCCCUCGACGCCCUGCGAGCCCCUCGAGUGCCCCACCUGCGGCCACAUGUACAACUUCACCAACAAGCGGCCGCGCAUCCUCUCCUGCCUGCAUUCGGUGUGCGAGGAGUGCCUGCAGAUCCUCUACGAGUCGUGCCCCAAGUACAAGUUCAUCUCCUGCCCCACCUGCAAGCGGGAGACCGUGCUCUUCACCGACUACGGGCUGGCGGCGCUGGCCGUCAACACCAGUAUCCUGAACAGACUGCCAGCCGAGGCCCUGGCCGCCAACCCCGUGCAGUGGAGCAGCGACACCGACCGCAGCUGCUACCAGACCUUCCGCCAGUACUGCGGGGCCGCCUGCACCUGCCACAUCCGAAAUCCGCUGUCUUCCUGCACCAUCAUGUGAGCCCCGCGCCCCGGCCCCGGGAGGGAGAGGACGGCACCGUGUGUGCCAGCAGCACCCGGCGUGGGAUGCUCCGUGCACGUGGGGAUGCGCCAACCCUCAGCACAGCCACGGACAUGGGCUGGCAAUGGGGACGCUGCGCCUUGGGACGCGGCGCAGAGCUGGCGGCAGCCCCCUGUGCACCCGUGGUAUUGGGGAGAGGGACGUGGAGACACGGCGCGUCCCUGUGCAUCCCCAGCACUGAGCACCCGCCUCGGGCUCCUUCUCUCCGGAGCGGACGCUGUCCUGAUGGUGGCACUGAUCUCAUUGCCACCACGGUCGUGGAGUCCCCGGGGAUGCGGUGCCCAGCGGUGGGCACCAGGACAGCCCCACCACCCCCCUCUCUGUAAUUUAUUUGCCAAAGCUUUCAUCUCAGCGGCCACGCACCGUGCGCCCGCGUCGCAGCCACACCGAGCAGACACGCGGCCGUGCCCUCCGCCGGCCCUUGAGGAAAGCUCCUGUUCAUCCUCAUUUUGGAGGAUUUUUCCCCAUCCGUCCCAGGCCGCUACGCGUUCACAAAGGCAUUGAGCUGCACCCGUUCUCUGUGGCCCACCCACCCGGGGCUGCCAGGGACCCUGCACCUGGCACCUCCUGUGCACGGUCUUGCUUUCCCCGGAGCAUCUGGAUGGGGAAGUUUGCUGCCAAAAGAGCAAAAAAAAAAAAAAAAAAAAAAAAAACCUAAAAAAAAAAGAAGAAAAAGAAAAAGCCAUAAUUUGCAGGUGCUCCCUCAGGGCCGAGCACUGCAGCACCGGGGCAGGAGGCUGAGCUCCAGCACAGCCCCCAGGACACCGGGGCUGGGGCAGCCGGGGGCCCCAUUGAGCUGCCCCCUCCCACCCUACCUGUCUGGAGCCGGGAGCAGCCCCCAGAGCACAGCACCCACUGGGGAUGGGGCCUGUGGAGCGGUGGGGCAGGCGAUGCCCUGGCACUGCCCCGCUGCCCAGAGCUGAGGGCACGGGGAACGGGGGCCGAUCCUGAUUCAGUUCUGCUCUGCCAACGCCUCCCGCCGCUGGUUGUGAUGAUGACCAUGUUUUAUACCCGGCCUUGUUCAACCCCGACCAGUCUCCCCAAUAAAGAUUAUAUUGGAACGAA
Gallus gallus (chicken) is the source of this 3090-nucleotide messenger RNA. RefSeq names its product ring finger protein 208 (gene RNF208). The record is from RefSeq and is a predicted model, not a curated record. NCBI's taxonomy places the organism in Eukaryota, Metazoa, Chordata, Aves, Galliformes, Phasianidae. The coding region runs from base 1144 to 1965 and encodes 273 amino acids. The transcript is spliced from 2 exons. Gene Ontology annotation, molecular function: ubiquitin protein ligase activity. Gene Ontology annotation, biological process: protein ubiquitination.